Thalassophryne amazonica is the source of this 1421-nucleotide messenger RNA. Its product is annotated as endoplasmic reticulum junction formation protein lunapark-B-like. The transcript is spliced from 14 exons. Gene Ontology annotation, cellular component: endoplasmic reticulum tubular network. The record is from RefSeq and is a predicted model, not a curated record. Bases 2 to 1237 code for a protein of 411 amino acids. NCBI's taxonomy places the organism in Eukaryota, Metazoa, Chordata, Actinopteri, Batrachoidiformes, Batrachoididae. Gene Ontology annotation, biological process: endoplasmic reticulum tubular network organization.
UAUGUGUUGUUUUAUUUUAGAUAUUCUGUCCUACAGUGAACCAGAGGAAUAUAAGAGGAGAGACAUGGGGGCUCUUCUAUCACGAUGGAGGACAAAACCAACUACUAUUGAGCAGCUGGAGAAUCUGGACAAGGAGAUCAAAGAGUUGGAGGAAUUCAUGGCCAAAAACCAGCGCCUGAAAAAGCUGUGGGUUGGCAGAUUUCUUUUCUACUCAUCGCUGCUUUACCUGCUGACCUCUCUGCUCUUUUACUGGCUGUAUCUACCGGACCAAUGGUUGGAGAGACUGACCAUGGCUUUGCCUUUCUUCAUUUGCCCCAUGCUGAUCUGGUUGAUAAGGAAGUUUUUGAUUUUCCUCUUCUCGAAACACACUGAAAGAAACAAUGAUAAACUAGAAGAUUUGAAGGCUGCUAAAAGAAAGAUUCUGGAAGAAGUGAUGGAGACAGAGACGUACAAAAAUGCAAAACUCAUUCUGGAACGCUUUGAUCCAGAAGCGAAGAAGAAGGCUGAGUUGGAGUUGACUCCUGUCCAUCCUCAGAUGACUCCCAGGCCAGGACAAGAGCUUCGACAGAGGGGAGCUGCAAUGAGACCAUCUCCAACCAGCACUCCGGCUGCAAUGACAACAGCUCCCCCACCUGGUGCACGAGUCUCAUUGGGGUCAGGGGCCACACCUGUGGCUCCAGGAGGACCACCAGAGAAAUCUGCAUCUGUCCACCAGGGGGUGCUACCCAGAAGCCCCUGUUCCCCUGUUCCAGGUGUAGGCAUGCACCCACCAGGUCCCCCUAUAGCCAGACCCAUUCUGCCCAGAGAGAGGGGCACUGUGGACCGCAUCAUAGAGUACCUGGUAGGGGAUGGACCACAGAACAGAUAUGCCUUGAUCUGCCAGCAGUGUUUUUCUCAUAAUGGGAUGGCUCUGAAAGAAGAAUUUGAGUAUCUGGCGUUUCGUUGUGCGUAUUGUUACUUUCUGAACCCAGCCAGGAAAACACGCCCCCAAGCUCCCAGGCUUCCCGAGUUCAGCUACGAAAGGAGGCUGCGAGCAGAAUCUCCAUCACCUGGGCGGGCACCACGUUCUGCUGCAGACACAGAGGAGAGUGCGCCCCCUUCUGGAGAUGAGAAAGAGACAGAAGAUGGACCUUCUAACGAGGCAAAGAGACAACCAAAGGAGGAGCAGCAGCAGGAGGAGAAGGAAGAGCUAGUUCAGAAAGAGGACGCACAUGCAGAAACACAGCGCCCCCUGUGAGGCAACAUUUCAAGCAUCAUCGGUGCUGAAUCAGGUCUGCUCACAUCAGUUAGUCAUCCGAAAGAUCUUUCUGGAUUCUGUAGUUGGCUGCAGCUGAUGGUUUGAUGCUAAUGUUUUGUAGCUAAACUCCCUCACUGACUCUUAAUUGAAUUUUUAUUAUUUUGUUUGUUCAACUCAACUUGGC